AUGCAACACAACUAUCUCGAUGGAGUUAUUUGGGGAGGUCAAUAAUGCAACCUUCCUACCACAGAGGAGAGGAGAGGAGGAGUGGGCAGGAUUCAGUCCAGUCACCCCACAUAUUCUGAAUUUCCUCUCAUGGCAGCCUCCGUGUGCGGCUGAGACGGAGCCCCGUCCUCCAGGCCUCCCCCUCGGGCACUCCCGCUCUCCCUCCGUCCCUCCUCCUUCUCCAGGCGGCUCUUCCCGGCCGGGCUCUCCGCAUCCAUCUCCGCCGGGCGAACCGGGGACGCCGAGGGCGGGCGGGUCGGGCCAGUCGAGUCAGGGCCGCCGCGAUGGACACCAUCGAGGACUUGGCGCUGGGGCCUUGCGUGGCCUCGCUCUACGUGCAGCCGUUGCGGCUCCGCUACCGCCAGAAUGGAGUUUCAAAGACCUGGACUUAUACGUGAGGACGAUUUACAGUGUGUCCAUUCUGAUCUUUAAUACUUCUCGGCAGUGCUUUGUUGUGGUGAAGCAGUUCCGUCCAGCUGUCUACAUGAGCGAGACGCUGCAACAGGGCCCUCAGGACUUGAAGAGCGACUGCCUGGAGAACUGGUGUCCUCUUGAAAGUCGUUUGCCAGCUUCGGCAGGACUGACCUAUGAGCUCUGUGCUGGCAUUGUAGACAAGCCGGAGCUUUCGCUGAAGGAAAUCGCUCGCCAGGAAGUCUUGGAAGAAUGUGGCUACGACGUCCCUCUAGACAGCCUGAAGAGAAUUACGUCAUACCGAUCCGGCGUUGGUGUGACGGGAUCAAAGCAGACAUUAUUUUAUGCAGAAGUGACCGACGAGAUGAAAACCGGCAAAGGAGGGGGCUGCCCAGAAGAAGGCGAGUUGAUUGAAGCCGUGGAAAUACCUCUGCGGGACUCGAUGGAUUUCGCAUUCGAUGAGACUUUCCCUAAAACGAUGGGCGUCAUCUUCUGCUUCAUGUGGUUCCAAAGCAACAUUGCCCCAAAGCUACCAGCAAAAGUAGAAUAGCAUCAAGGUAUACGGGAACGGGGGCUGCCCUAGGUAGACAGUCCCCACUUUAUUUAUGGGAAAUUAGGUGGAGACAAAGAGAAAAAAAGGGUAAAUGGGAUCAAUAACCUAUGUAUAUCAGGGUAGUCCUUGGUGAAAACUCUCAAAUGUUGUAUAAUUAACAUGAAAGAAAAGGCUGCUGUAUAAUUAAAAUUAAAGAAUAAAAAUAGUGAACCAAGAAAGACGUUUUAAGCAAUGAACAUCCACACACAAAAUGUACAAGAACUGACUAACAGAAAAGGGAAGAAUUUGAAUAGGUUCUGGUGGGUUUUCCGGGCUGUGUGGCCGUGGUCUGGUAGAUCUUGUUCCUAACAUUUCACCUGCAUCUGUGGCUGGCAACUUCAGAGGUGUAUCACAAGGGGGAAGUCUGUUACACACUGUGUCCAGUUACAGACCAUGGCCACACAGCCCCGAAAACCCACAACAACCAGUUGAAUCCAGCCGUGAAAACCUUCGACAAAAACUUGAAUAGGGUUUCAGAAAUGGGUGAUGCCGUAUAUACUCGCCUAUAAGUCAACCCGAAUAUAGGUCGAGGGACCUAAUUUUACCACAAAAAACUGGAAAAACUUAUUGACUCGAGUAUAAGACACGGGUGGGAAAUGCAGCAGCUGCUGGU
Sphaerodactylus townsendi is the source of this 1655-nucleotide messenger RNA. It is a transcript of the gene NUDT14, whose product is annotated as nudix hydrolase 14. The record is from RefSeq and is a predicted model, not a curated record. Lineage: Eukaryota; Metazoa; Chordata; Lepidosauria; Squamata; Sphaerodactylidae. Gene Ontology annotation, molecular function: metal ion binding; UDP-sugar diphosphatase activity. The coding region runs from base 20 to 1000 and encodes 326 amino acids. Gene Ontology annotation, biological process: nucleoside phosphate metabolic process; ribose phosphate metabolic process. The transcript has 5 exons.